CCAAACCUCAUUGUAGUGUAAGCCGAAAAAAUAUAUACCGGUUCCGACAGUCGUUACGGAAGUUCCCUACCACAAACACGUUCACGGCUAGUCAACUGCCAUGUCGGACCCCGCGAAUUUAGCGGAAGCGGAAGGGUGUACCAGCCAUUCAAGUCGUCAACAGAGAUUCGCGGAUCCACUGCCACCGGCGGCCAAAAUGGGGCAAGCCGAGGCCGAAACCGAACCGCCGCCUUAUGGCCGGCCGUUAACUGCGCUGGAAAGGGCCGUUCAGGCCGAACUCGAAAUGCUGGGGCCAGCAUGGGCCGAAGCUAUAUGGGGCAGCCAUCCCUCGGCCAGUCAAGACCAGGCUAAUGCACUCAUCGCUGUCAAACUGAAUGAGGCGGGCCAGCUCAUCCCUCGGCGUUGGCAAGCCGAAAGACGUUUCGAAGACGAUUGUCGUAUCGUAGAACAAAUGGUCGAGACGCUGUCUCAAGUGAUUGAAGAUCUCCAAGCGAAGGAGGCCAAAGACGAAUCAGCCCGGAUCGAAUAUCAUCAAGCUCAGCGGCUCAUCGCCGAUUGGGAGUCACUCCGUCGGCCGGCGCUUGAGCGCAGCUACAGGAUGGCUGCGGAUGUAUGGUUCCAGCCAGGGGAGGAUCCUCUCACCCGUAUUUUUUCGACGGUGACCAACCUAUGUGGGAAGGCAAUCGCCCGAUUGGAGUUCGAGAUAUCGGCUAGACCCGCUCUUGGUCACGCUCUCAAGACUCCGGAAUCGGUCGUGCCUCGCCCUACAGGGGAUGGUAAGACCAUCAUCCAGUUUGAUGCCGCCGCCUUAGUUCAAGCCUUCGACGGAGAUAUUAAUGAUCCGGAAGUCCUCCUCAAUUUUUCCAAUUGGAAGAGCUCCUGGGCUAGUCUAGUCAAGGAGAUGGAGACACUGCGUGGCUUUGACCAAACGACGCUAUUCCAGAAGCUCAAGACCUGCUUGGCCGGUCCAGCACUCACCUUGGUGUCUGGGUAUUCAUCGGAAUCCACCAAUUCUUAUGAAGCCGCCAUGAAAGACUUGGUUGACAAGUAUCAAGACCCAAUUACGCUCGCUGGGUCUUACAUCAAUUCCGGUUUGAAACCCAGAAAGACUGCGGCCGAACAAGCCGAGGCCAUUCGUAAUUCUUUCAAGGCCUUGCACAACAUGAGGGACAUUUUUGAACGUGAACAGGUGGACAUGUAUGAUUUCGCCCUUAUGAGAACCUUUAUCACUGCCAUGCCAGCUGAGUCACAAGCUUUGUGGACCACCAACAAGAUUCAAAAGAAACAGGAUCAUCUGUUAAAAUGCGAUGAGGCAGCGAAAAAAGGAGAAGAACUACCUGGAUGGAAGGCCGGGUUGGUGGAGAAUUAUGACCAGUUUGAUGCAUGGUUACGCCUCCAAAGCGUUCAGUUCCGCCAGCCGGUUGGGGGAGAAUCCAUGGACACAGCCCCACAGUCAACCGCCUCCAAUUUCGCCAUGACGGCUGAUGAGAAAGUCGAUAAGGUGGCCAAUAUAACCUGCUUUAUUUGUCCGCCUGAGAAAGCUCAUCAUGCUCUUGCCAAUUGCCGUAAAGGAUUGGCCAUGUCAGCCAGGGAAUGGCGGAUUACGUGCUAUGGGAAGAACCGUUGUUUCCGGUGCACAAAUCCGUUCAGCCAAGGACACCAAUGCCAAGUCAAAUGCCGGCUAUGUAUCGGAAAAGGUUAUGACGUGUCCCAUCACAUCCUUGUCUGUCCUCGCAAUGAGGCCCGUACGAGCCCACUGGUGGAUUAUACCGCACGACCAAAACCCAAUGGGAGACCAACACGCAACAAAAGGGAGAACUCGUCCCGACCCGAAGCAAGCGUGCCGAAAUGGGCAAAGGAAAUGCAGGCCACCAUGGAGUCCUUGGCCAAGCAAACCACCAAGGAAAGAAAGGACAAACCCUCCAAAAAGUUGAACAAAAAGAAAUAGGGUGAUUUAAAUAAAACUCACGUACCUGAGACCGAUUCAUGUGA
Molecule: messenger RNA, 1992 nt
Organism: Tigriopus californicus
Lineage: Eukaryota; Metazoa; Arthropoda; Copepoda; Harpacticoida; Harpacticidae
Exons: 2
Coding region: 101-1948 (615 amino acids)
Source: RefSeq, a predicted model, not a curated record